This is a messenger RNA of Tinamus guttatus (white-throated tinamou), 1424 nucleotides long. RefSeq names its product potassium inwardly rectifying channel subfamily J member 4 (gene KCNJ4). Gene Ontology annotation, molecular function: inward rectifier potassium channel activity. The record is from RefSeq and is a predicted model, not a curated record. Gene Ontology annotation, biological process: potassium ion import across plasma membrane; regulation of monoatomic ion transmembrane transport. Lineage: Eukaryota; Metazoa; Chordata; Aves; Tinamiformes; Tinamidae. Gene Ontology annotation, cellular component: plasma membrane.
CCUUCCUCUGAUGUUGGCUCUCCACGGCUCAAGCAGGGAGCAGCUACCGGCAGGAGCUGGAUACAGCAUUGUCUCAACUGAAGAGGAUGGACACAAAAUCUCUGCACUGGGCAGCAUGAAUGGGCACAGCCGGAACGGGAAGGGCCAUGCGCCCCGGCGGAAGCACCGCAACCGCUUUGUGAAAAAGAACGGCCAGUGCAACGUCUACUUUGCCAACCUGAGCAACAAAUCUCAGCGCUACAUGGCUGACAUCUUCACCACCUGUGUGGACACACGCUGGCGGUACAUGCUCAUGAUCUUCUCUGCCGCCUUCCUGGUCUCCUGGCUCUUUUUUGGCUUUCUCUUUUGGUGCAUUGCUUUCUUCCAUGGUGACCUCAACACACCAGCAGUGGCAGGGGGACCCUCUCUCCUCAAGCCCUGCAUCAUGCAUGUGAACAGUUUCCUAGGGGCUUUUCUUUUCUCAGUGGAGACCCAGACAACCAUUGGAUAUGGCUUCCGCUGUGUGACUGAGGAGUGCCCAUUGGCCAUCAUGGCAGUCGUGGUUCAGUCCAUCGUAGGCUGUGUGAUUGACUCCUUCAUGAUUGGCACCAUCAUGGCCAAGAUGGCAAGGCCCAAGAAACGGGCCCAGACCCUCCUUUUUAGUCACCAUGCUGUCAUUUCUGUGCGGGAUGGCAAACUGUGCCUCAUGUGGAGAGUAGGCAACCUGAGGAGGAGUCACAUUGUGGAGGCCCAUGUCCGGGCUCAGCUCAUCAAACCUUACAUGACAGAGGAAGGGGAAUACCUUCCCUUGGACCAGCGGGAUCUCAAUGUGGGCUACGAUGUGGGCCUUGACCGUAUAUUUUUGGUUUCACCCAUUAUCAUUGUUCAUGAGAUUGAUGAGGAGAGCCCACUCUAUGGGAUUGGGAAGGAGGAGCUGGAGACAGAAAACUUUGAGAUUGUUGUUAUCCUGGAGGGAAUGGUAGAAGCCACAGCCAUGACCACGCAGGCACGAAGCUCUUAUCUUGCUAGUGAAAUCCUCUGGGGCCACCGUUUUGAGCCAGUUGUGUUUGAGGAGAAGAACCACUACAAGGUGGAUUACUCACGCUUUCACAAAACCUAUGAGGUGGCUGGAACACCUUGUUGCUCAGCUCGAGAGCUGCAAGAAAGCAAGAUGACUAUCCUACCUUCUCCCCCACCUCCCAGUGCCUUCUGCUAUGAGAAUGAGCUGGCUCUUGUCAGUCAAGAUGAAGAUGAAGAUGACGAUGAAGUGGGUGUGGCACUAGGAGGCAACACAAAAGAAGAGGGAGGUGUCAUCCAGAUGAUGGAUUUUGGAAGCCAUCUGGAUUUGGAGCGGCUCCAGGCAACUCUGCCCCUAGAUACAAUCUCGUACCGCAGGGAGUCAGCCAUCUAACUCCUCCUGCCUCCCCAAUCCUCAACUGUCGCCC